GGGGGGGAGCUCGGCGGGAGCGCGGCGCCGCCGGGGGACGCCAGCGGGGCGGAGGCCGGCCUCUGGGGGUCGGGCAGGGGCCUGCGGCUCGGGUCCUGCGGCGGGGUGAGCCUCGACGACGUCGCGCUGCUGACCCGCGGGCGGCCCAGGCGCUGCGGCGUGUGCGGGAAGCGGGUGGCGCGGCGGCCGCCUGUCUUGUCGCUGGUGGAGCGCUACAGGAGGGCGACGGAGUCUGUGCACAUCCACUGCUCCCUGGCCAGGCCCAUCCUGAGCGCAGGAGCUGUGUGUACGACCUCCUGGCCAAGCCAGGAGGGCGUGGCGUACACACCUGCUGCUGGGUUCAGGAGGGGCCUGGCCGGGGAAUGGUGGAUGUGUGUGUCGCCCUUAUACAGGAGGGGCAAGGGCGAGAGUGGGCUCGCUCGGGACAGCAGCAAAUCAUGGUAGCCUUGUACACCUUCGCAGUUCCGCGCGUAGAGUGCAUUUGCGUCGACUAGUGUCUGGUAGUCGAUGAGCCGGCGCCGAUUUAGCGUCGGCUAGCGUCGACUGGUGUCGAUUCAGUGUCGAUUAGGGCCGAUUCGCAAGAACCAAGAAGAUGGUGUGGGAGGCGCCCAUAAGUUGCCACCGCAGGCUCGUGGCACGCUUCCUGGAGCACGAUCGGGCCACCUGGGCGAGGCUGCUGCGGCCUGAGUACCACUUCUUUCACAGCCGUGUCAAGACAGUUCACAAGGAGCUCUCCGAGUCGCUUGCGAUCUUGAAUGCUCUGGGCAGCCGGCUCGAGCACUUUCGGCACGUUGUGGAUCUGUGUUGCGGUAAGUCCCUUACCUCUGCAAUUCUGGCAGCCAGGCGACCAUCUGUCCAGAUCACUGCUGUGGACAUUGUCAGUCCCGAUACCGUUCCACACUACUCCGAGGCGGGCGUGUCGAGCGUCGAGUAUUUGCAGAUGGACAUCAUGUCGGACCAGUUCCCUGCCGCGCUCGCACGCCGUGCGGCGGAGGCGGGUGGGGACACCGCGGUGUUGGGAGUCCACUGCUGCGGUAGGCUCAGCAUGCGUGCCGUGGAGCUGUUCCGCGACAUGGAGGAGGUCCGCGCCUGCGUCCUCAUGCCUUGCUGCGGGGCCAACGCAACGAGCGCUCCGAGCGCAAUGGCACAUCACUACGGCGUGGGCCUCAGCGACCCGGAAUUCUACCAGAAGUGGUGUGACUACCUGCAGGCUGAUCUAGAGGGCGUGCCUGGAGCAACCGUUCACAGAGCCCCUGUGCCCGGCGUGCUGUCGCCGAAGCGCGUUGUGCUGACUGCGUGGCGAGCGCCCGGGUCUCCGCCGCCGGAGCAGUCCACGUGAGGUCGCGGCAAGAGUACUGAAUCGUUGUCGCUCCAGGCGGUGCCUCGGACAUGCAGCGGGCCCCGUGCGUCCACCUUGGCGGUGGCCUCGGACGUGGGGUGCGUCAACCUUGAAUGAACUUCGCCACCGAGUUGGAUUGACGACCGACGCUCCUGGAUCUGCACGGCGAGCACGGCGACGGUGCGUCGGGGACGCAACAACCAGUCCCGUGUCAAAGCGCCGCUUGUUCUUUCCUCCUCUUCGCUGCUCUUCGAGGCUGCUGGUCGACAGAGUGAAGGGGUGGAGCACGGAAGAGAUCUUGACCCCAGGGGCCCUCGAACCAGAGGGAGAGGGAGGAGGGCGAUUCCUCGAGGUCCUGUGAUCAGCUGGCUGCGAUCGUGAAAUCGGCCUGGCUUCGUGGCUGUGCGACCGACCUGUGUAGGAACUGCAGCCUUUCGAAGAGUUAUUGACAUAUCUGCGCAGGCCAAGUCUGACCUGCAGGUAGUGCCAACGCGCUGUUGGGUCGUAGUUCCAGCUUAAAAUGCAAUGGAUGAAGCUGGAUGCGCACACAGCUGAGAGUGCCAAUCCUCUGCAUCCAAUGCCUUUUGUACAAGGGGCGCGCAUGCAUGUGUUCAGCUUCGGCGAAGGGGAACGAGAUACUUAGGGCGGGUGAAGCUGUGGGAGCGAGGCUGCUUGCUUCCCCAUUUCGGAAGAUAUCGUGCUGUAGGGCAGAUGUUUGGAUGAUCUGCGAGCUGCAGUGCAGGAAGACCUGGAUGAGGCGUGCCCAUCUUGCUCGGACUGCUUACGUCUGUCCUGCGUUCAGAACGAUCGGAUUUAACACGUGAACUGCAUUGCCGCGCUUAUCGGUGAUCACGCGAUGCGUAUCCACCCAG
Molecule: messenger RNA, 2211 nt
Organism: Prorocentrum cordatum
Lineage: Eukaryota; Dinophyceae; Prorocentrales; Prorocentraceae
Source: the annotation of a GenBank genome assembly